AUGUCGGCCGCCAACCCCGACGCGCCCCUGACGGGGGCCGCGCAGACCAUCGACCGGCAGACCCUCACGGCCAUCAUCUGGAUCUGCUUCUCCGUCGCCAGCCUCUUCGUCGCCCUGCGGCUCGCCGUCCGCUGGCGCCAGAACCGCUCCCUCCUCGCCGACGACUACUGCAUCCUCUGGGCCUGGGCCUGCCUCCUCACCAUGUCCGCCCUGCAGACGCGGCAGCUCGACGCCCUGUACUACACCACCCACCUCGCCGCCGGCCGCAUCCCCGUGACCGCCGAGGCCGGGCCCAUAACGGAGGAGCUGACCCGCUGGCAGUUCCCCAUCAUCAAGCUGUUCUGGACCGUGCUGUGGUCCGUCAAGGCCAGCUUCAUGGCCCUCUUCUACCGCCUCGUCCGGCCCUUCGCCGUGCGCCGCCGGCUGUGGUACUGCGUCGCCGUCUUUGCCUCCCUGGCCUACGUCGGCUGCUGGCUCGCGAGCACCUUGACAUGUAGUCCUCCGUCGGACUACUUCAGAGCUGGAAAAUGCAACCCCCCCCACGAGAUAUGGAUGCAGACCUUUAACGUCCUCUACUCGACCGCCGUCGACAUCGCCUCGGACCUCAUGAUCAUGGCGCUCCCCCUCACCGUCCUGCCCUCGCUGCAGCUCGACGCGAGGCGCAAGGUCGGCCUCGGCGUCGCCUUCAGCCUCGCCGUCAUCAUCAUCUGCGUCGCCGUCGUGCGCAUGACCCAGAUCGUCCGGGGCGGGACGGUCGACCUCGUCGGCCUCGCCAUCUGGGGCGCCGUCGAGACCGCCACCGCCGUCGUCGUCGGCUCGCUGCCGCCCCUCAAGGCCCUCCUGACGCGCGGCGUCAGGAAGUACCACUCCAGCGCCAAGAAGCCCUCGCAGAGGUAUUACGCCGGCGGCGGUCACGGGAGCGUUCCGGGGACCACCGCGGGCGGUGCUGGCGGAGGCGGCGGCUACGGGCCCGACACGAGGUCGCGGUCCGUCAUGGUUACCGAGUCGAUACCGCUGGACGACAUGCACAGGAGCAGCCAGAUGGACGGGAGAAUCUACGUGCAGCGGACGUACGAGACGCACGUCGAACACGACAACUCGUCGAGGGAGGGCGACGACGACGACGAGGCGGCGAUAGUCAAGGGGAAGACGAAAGCGUGGGCGGCUUAG
Messenger RNA from Colletotrichum higginsianum IMI 349063, 1170 nucleotides. RefSeq names its product Pth11-like integral membrane protein. The record is from RefSeq and is a predicted model, not a curated record. Bases 1 to 1170 code for a protein of 389 amino acids. Lineage: Eukaryota; Fungi; Ascomycota; Sordariomycetes; Glomerellales; Glomerellaceae. The transcript is spliced from 2 exons.